Messenger RNA from Manacus vitellinus (golden-collared manakin), 1153 nucleotides. RefSeq names its product MCTS1 re-initiation and release factor (gene MCTS1). The transcript has 7 exons. NCBI's taxonomy places the organism in Eukaryota, Metazoa, Chordata, Aves, Passeriformes, Pipridae. The coding region runs from base 1 to 774 and encodes 257 amino acids. Gene Ontology annotation, molecular function: RNA binding. The record is from RefSeq and is a predicted model, not a curated record. Gene Ontology annotation, biological process: formation of translation preinitiation complex.
AUGCCAUUUGCUGGAUAUGCCCCUUGCUUUGUCAGUCCUGUCCAGAGUGCUGGUGACAGGAUCGCGUGUCCUGUUCUGAAGCUGGCGGGCGGACAGCUUCUCCCUCCGCUAGUUUGCAGUUGGACAGUUGGUGUGCUGUUCUAUAUUGAAUAUAUAAACAUUUCUGAAGAAUGCUGCAAAUACAGCAUUGUUCAGGCAGGAAAUUGUGCAUUUCUGAAAAACUUUCACUCACUUUACAGAUUUGAUGAAAAGGAGAAUGUAUCGAACUGCAUCCAGCUGAAGACUUCAGUUAUUAAAGGUAUCAAGAAUCAACUGAUAGACCAGUUUCCUGUUAUUGAACCAUGGCUAAACCAAAUCAUGCCAAAGAAAGACCCAGUUAAAAUCGUAAGAUGUCAUGAACAUAUAGAAAUCCUCACUGUGAAUGGGGAGUUGCUGUUCUUCAGGCAAAGAGAAGGGAUUUUUUACCCCACGCUAAGGUUGCUUCACAAAUACCCAUUUAUUCUGCCACAUCAGCAGGUUGAUAAAGGCGCCAUUAAAUUUGUCCUAAGUGGAGCCAAUAUAAUGUGCCCUGGCCUGACGUCUCCUGGAGCAAAGCUUUACCCUGCUGCUGUCGAUACUGUCGUUGCAAUAAUGGCAGAGGGAAAACAACAUGCAUUAUGUGUGGGAGUAAUGAAGAUGUCAGCUGAGGACAUUGAGAAGGUCAACAAAGGGAUUGGUAUUGAAAAUAUCCACUAUUUAAAUGAUGGCCUUUGGCAUAUGAAGACAUACAAAUGAAACAAAAGGAACUGUUACUCCAAAGGAAUGCACUUAGAUUAAAUGUGGACUGCUUUGUAAUUCCUUGUUUUUAAUGUGACUGAAUGUACAAAUUAUUUUGUUCUGUGGCUAUGCUAAAUAAAUCACGUGAAUGCAAAAGUACUGUUAGGCUACAAUAGUUUUCUAGAUUUCUUUUUAUUACAGUUAUUUUGUUCUGUCUUAAACCUAAGUCUUCAGUGACUGAAGAUACCUGGUGGAAAGAUUCUGCAUGGACUGUGAGUAGACUAUUUCAAACAGAAAGGAGGAAAAAGCCAAGAAAUGUUUACAUUUUUGUGCUCUUCUAAAAGAAUAAUAUAAAGUGUAUGUGAAAUAUAAAUACAGUUUUUUAAAACCUCUGAAA